AUGUUGUACUUUCGCGCUUGCUUUAGAUUAUUUUGUUUUCGUGUGAUUGACGCCGCAAUGCCUAGGAUUCAGCUAUUUAAAAAUAUCCUCCGUGAACUUCGUCAGGCUACAAAAGAUCGGAAUGUGCCUUUCUCCUAUCCACUGGUGAUUCAGUUCGUCGUUUCAGAAUUCAGAUACAAUCGUCUAACAGACGCUCAAAAAUGUGCUAAAGAAAAUGAAAGUGUACAUUUGGCUGAGACGUAUCUAAAUUAUUUGCAGAAUAGACGAAAACAUUCGGAACUCGUAGAACUGUAUAAAACCAAGGAGAAGACAACUGAAGAAGCUGCUAACAUGGUUGGCUUAUCUUUGCCCCCAAAACCAGUUUGCGAACAAUAA
This is a messenger RNA of Heterobilharzia americana, 375 nucleotides long. The record is from the annotation of a GenBank genome assembly. Lineage: Eukaryota; Metazoa; Platyhelminthes; Trematoda; Strigeidida; Schistosomatidae.